AUGGUCGGACAACAUAUGCAAGCUCUGGUGACCGUGGCUUCGGCCGGUGGAUCGCCGGCAAUGGUGAAGAAGUCGAUUCCAGUCCCGGAACCUGCCCCGCACCAGGCCCUGGUUAAAGUCUCUCACAUUGCUCAGAACCCUACAGACGUUCAAUCUCUCGACAGCAGUGCUUUUGGCGACGGCGCCGUCCUUGGGUGCGACUUUGUUGGGACGGUCGAAGCGGUUGGCGACAAGUGCAGCAAGCUCUCAAAAGGAGAUUUAGUCGCCGGACUCAUUUGGGGAGGCGAAAUCAAGGGUCUUGGCGGCUACAGCGAGUACACCCUCGCCGACGACAACAUCAGCUUCCGUGUUCCCAAGAACAUCAGCUCAGAAGAGGCCGUCACGAUCCCUCUAGCCUCAGUGACGGCUUGGCUCGCUCUGUUCUCAAAAGAAUGCCUCGCGAUUCCUCGGGAGAGCGGGGAAGAGACUUCAGUCCUCGUUUGGGGUGGUAGUUCAAGUGUCGGCUUGUACGCUAUCCAAAUCGCAACGAUGCAAGGCUUCAACGUGGUCACAACAUGUAGUCCUCGCCACUUUGAGUUGGUGAAAUCUCUCGGUGCGAAGCACGUCUUCAACUAUCGCGACGAUGACGUAAUCAAGUCCAUCACAAGGGCAGCGCCCGGCCUGAAAUAUGUAUUUGACACCAUCGGCAACAAAUCUUCUUCGGGCCAGGCAUCCCAAGCCAUUGACGAAAGCGGCGGACGACUCUGCACUGUGCGCCCGGGAAAGGCCAACACCGAGGACGUGACGAAGCAGACGACUGUGACUGAUGUCUUGGUCUGGACCGCAUUCUUAAAGGACCAUCAGUACGCCGAGUUCAAAUGGCCGGCCAGUGAAGAGGACCACAAACUUGGCACCGAGUUCUAUGAGAAGCUGCCGGGUUGGAUAGAAGGCGGACAAUUCAAGCCCAACAAGCCCAAGGUCAUUUCUGGAGGCCUUGAUGGCGUUGAUGAGGGGUUCCAAGUGUAUCGAGAUGGAGCCAUCUCUGGCGAGAAGCUGGUGUACAAACUUUAG
Messenger RNA from Colletotrichum orchidophilum, 1050 nucleotides. RefSeq lists its product as uncharacterized. Gene Ontology annotation, molecular function: oxidoreductase activity, acting on NAD(P)H. The record is from RefSeq and is a predicted model, not a curated record. NCBI's taxonomy places the organism in Eukaryota, Fungi, Ascomycota, Sordariomycetes, Glomerellales, Glomerellaceae. The transcript is spliced from 5 exons. The coding region runs from base 1 to 1050 and encodes 349 amino acids.